CUCCUUUGGAAAGGUUUACAUUUUGCCUCCAUCUGAUUAUGAAUCCUAUAUGCAAUAUCGACAUAGACAGUAUGGAAUGCCAGAAAUGGAUGAUUGAUGUAUAUAAUAGAUGUCGCCAGCUCUUUAACCUUGAGCCGGUGGAUCCAUUUAAGGCGUGGUGGCAUGAUGAUACGCCGUCAGUGUACAAAUCCGAUGUCCAAACCAUGACUGCAUACGAUUGUCAUAAACUGAAACGAGAUCUCGGGCGUGAAGUAGCAGAGGUGAUUCCCAGGCCACACUUGACCAUGGAAAACCGCCCUCUAGGAGACAUAGUUUCUCUUUUGUGGUUCCUAGUACUGGUCUUAAUAGUUGUUAUCAUUAUCAUUAUCAUGUGCGGGUGUUGUCAAUGUGGUAAAGACUCUGAAGAGUUCGCAAAGGAACCAGAGAACCCACCAGAAGAAGGAAAGUCACCAACACCAAUCGAAGAGAAAAAGAAACAAAAGAAAAAGCACACCGUCAAGGGUUGGAUGCGUCAUAGAUGUCGUCCCAUAUUUGUUCACAGUGAAUCAGCAUUGGAGCGACAGAGAUCUAAGCGGCAGCAGGAAGAUCGCGCUCAUGCGGCGCAUACCCAAAAAAAGAUAAAGAAAUGGACAGUGGAGCGACAGCACGCUGCUGAGGAAGCUAAACAACAAGAAAUAUCGAGAGAAGAAGGGGAAAACAAAGUUUAAAUCAGCCAACAAAAAAGAAUUGAUAAACAAUGUUUCCGGAAGAAAAUUGAAUAUAUAAAAUUUCAUCAAUCCUCGAAAGAAUAGGAUCAUCUUCAUGUGGCCAAAGUGUCAAACGACCACAAAAAAGUAAAACAUCGUUACGGUUUUGUUUUUUGGAUUGUUUUAAACAAUUUUGUUGGAUAUCAUUCUUGGUGGGUUGAAAUUUCGCUUGUUUAUCCCACAUAUGUAGAUCGGAGACAGCUUGUUGAUGUUCAUCCUUAUCACAAUACACCUGAAGUGCAGAUGGCACUCACAGGGAUAGAUUGAUAAGAAGCCGGUGCUCACUCGCCAGACAUCUGUGACCUGUCUAAAAAAAAGAAUUAGCCAAACGAGAGAUAAUGUCAGAACAAAUGAUAAUUAUAGUAUUCAAUUUGUAUUACCACUUUAAAAAUUGACCUGAGCUGUUGUUGCUUAGACUUUAGCUAACAGAUUUUAUUCAUCGGGACAGUUUUCAUUAUAAAUAUUAAUCUUUAUUUGUUUUAUUGAAUCACAAUGAAUAUUGCUCUCUUAGAGUUAAUUUGUUAUCAAAAUUUGUUCUUUAGCACUC
Drosophila willistoni is the source of this 1293-nucleotide messenger RNA. RefSeq lists its product as uncharacterized. The record is from RefSeq and is a predicted model, not a curated record. Lineage: Eukaryota; Metazoa; Arthropoda; Insecta; Diptera; Drosophilidae. Bases 39 to 707 code for a protein of 222 amino acids. The transcript has a single exon.